Molecule: messenger RNA, 6674 nt
Organism: Conger conger (European conger)
Lineage: Eukaryota; Metazoa; Chordata; Actinopteri; Anguilliformes; Congridae
Gene: f5
Product: coagulation factor V
Exons: 25
Coding region: 37-6228 (2063 amino acids)
Molecular function (GO): oxidoreductase activity; copper ion binding
Source: RefSeq, a predicted model, not a curated record
UCAGCCAGGGCUCACCUGGAGCUCCGAAACUCAGACAUGAGACCUAGCUCCCGGUGCUGGGCACCCGUUCUCCUGGGACUCCUUGGCCUCCUGUCCCACGCGGCUCUGGCUGUAGAGCGGCACUACUACAUCGCCGCCGUGUGCAUCGACUGGAGCUACACCCCGCAGGACGUCAACGGCUCAUCCCCCACCUAUAAGAAAGUGGUGUUCAGGGAAUAUGAAGCUGGUUUCAAACAGGCCAAAUUCCACCCACCGUGGUUAGGUCUGCUCGGGCCCACGGUGCGGGGGCAGGAGGGUGACGUCAUCGUGGUCACCUUCAGAAACAUGGCGGACAAACCGUACAGCAUCCACCCUCACGGCAUCGCCUACGGGAAGCAGUCCGAGGGUUCUCUGUACUUUGACAACACCUCGCUGUUUGAGAAGGAGGACGACCAGGUCAGGCCCGGGGAGGAGCACACAUACUACUGGGAGGUGACCGCAGAGGUGUCCCCGAAAGAGGAGGACCCCCCGUGCCUCACGUACACCUACAUCUCCCACUACGACGUCGUCAGGGACUACAACUCGGGGCUGAUCGGCGCCAUGCUGGUGUGCAGAGCGGGCAGCCUCAAAGACACGGGAGAGCAGAUUCUUUUCUCCCAGGAGUACGUCCUCCUCUUCGGCGUGUUUGAUGAAAGCAAGAGCUUGUACGCAACAGAGAGUGCGCCCCCCAGUAGCCCUGUGAAACGCACCAUCAAUGGCUAUGCCAACGGCACCAUACCAGGUCUGAGCGUCUGUGCCCACACGGCGGUGAGCUGGCACCUGCUGGGCAUGAGUUCGCAGCCCGAGCUGUUCUCCGUCCACUUCAACGGGCAGGUGAUGCUGCACAUGGGCCAGCGGGUGUCCUCCGUGGGCCUGAUCAGCGGCACUGCCACCAGCGCCAACAUGUCCGCCGCCUACCCGGGCCGCUGGCUCCUCUCCUCCCACGUCAGCCGGCACAUCCAGGCUGGAAUGCACGGAUACCUGGACGUUGAGGCGUGUGAGGGAGUCGACGCCCCCGUGCGGAAGCUGACCAUCCAGCAGAGGCGGCAGAGUCAGCAGUGGACUUACUACAUCGCCGCGGAGGAGGUGGUCUGGGACUAUGCCCCCAAGAUGGCCGACUACAUUGACAGCAACUACAAGGUGAGGUACCUGAGGACCGGUCCCGAUCGAAUCGGCCGCAGGUACAAAAAGGCCAUCUUCACACAGUACACGGACGAGAGUUUCACCGUCCGAGCGGAGAACAAGCAGAGGAAGAUGGAGACCGGGAUCCUCGGCCCGGUGAUCAGAGCCCAGAUCAGGGAUGUGGUGAAGAUCGUCUUCAAGAACAUGGCGACCCGACCGUACAGCAUCUACCCGCACGGGCUGAUCAUAAAGAAGGAGGAGGAGGGAGCCAGCUAUCCCGAGGGCGGCAACCAGAGCAACGCAGUGCAGCCUGGGCAGACCCACACGUACGCGUGGGACGUCCUGGAGGAGAAUGAGCCCACUGACAGGGACCCCCGAUGCCUGACCAGGAUGUACCACAGCGCUGUGGACAUACCCAGGGACAUAGCCUCCGGCCUCGUUGGGCCCCUGCUCAUCUGCAAGAGCCAGUCCCUCAACAAGAAGAACGUGCAGCUUAAGGCGGACAAAGAACAGCAAGGGGUCCUGGCUGUUUUCGACGAGAACAAAAGCUGGUACCUCGAGGACAACAUCAGACAUUUCUGCGGUGACCCUUCGAAAGUGAACAAGGGGGAUGCCGAAUUUUAUAACUCAAACGUCAUGCAUUCAAUAAAUGGUUACGUAUACGACAGUGGGCAAGUUCUGGGGUUUUGCAAUGGCGAGAUAGUGACUUGGCACAUGUCCAGUGUAGGGGAGCAAGACCACGUUCAGACUGCCACUUGGCAUGGUCACAGUUUUGAGUUGAACGACCGGACGGAGAACAUCUUGACACUCUUUCCCAUGACUGGAGAAACCAUCACGAUGACCAUGGACAACAUCGGCCACUGGCUCAUGUCAUCACUGAACUCUGAUGGUGGCAAAAAGGGAGUGAGACUGAAGUUCAAGGACCUUGAGUGCUACAGAGACUAUUAUUACGAUGACACCAGAGGAGCAGGGGAGGCUGAGGAUGGCUUUUCUGUGAACAUAUGGCAGCCUGAAGACAUGGCUAAAAUACGAGAAGAAGAAGAAAGAAAGAGGGAAGAGGAGAAAAUGAAGAAGCGGGCAAAGCCUUCGGGGGAAAUCGACAAGGACACUGCAUCAUUCGCGGAAUUGCUUGGAUUCGACAUUCGUUCAUUCAAAAACAAAUCGCAAGGACCAGCGGAAGACGUGGAACUGCUGGACCUCAGUGCGUUUGAUUACGACGUUCAGGACGCCCAAAGCGGAACCGAGAACCCUUCCCCUAACCCACAGAACCACACGCAUCCAGUGCCAGGAUCCAAAAGGGUACCGACGCAUUUUCCAUUGGCUGAUGGAAAUGUGACUACGACAGGAUCCUUUAAUGGAAGUAGGAAUGUGAAUAUGAAUGAAACCACAGGUGAUUUACAGGCUGAUGUUAAAACCGCACUCGUCAGUGGCCUUGUGCCUGAAGCAGCCAGGCUAGACGUGCAGAGAGCUCAAACUACCAUGUUAACCCCGGAGAACAACAUCAGCAAGAUCACUCAUGCUGUGGAGAGUGUAGCAAAUGAGACAUCACUAAGCCAGCUGCAUGGAAGCUCUGAAGGGACCAUGUUAGAUGCCAUUCCACAUCCAGCAGAGAAGUCAAACGAGCAGAACACAACGGCCAAGGUAUCUGAAGACAGAACUGCAGGGACCACAUCAUUCACCUACACAGUGCCCCUGUCAAAGCCUUCCUCCAACAGCACUCUGGGAGAGAUAGACAACACUGACAAAGAAGACUUUGUGUUACUGGGCAACAGCAGUGUCUCUGUGGAGAUCCACGCCGGUAAUGAGAACGAAAUGGUGGCAGUAGACCACCAAGACCCUCCUGAAGCUGGAGUGGUGUAUAAUGUCUCUAAUGGGCAUCAUAAAACAUUGCUGGCUUCAGAUGACAGCAUUGCUAAUGUAGAAAAUAUUGUGUGCAACCCCAACUGUCCUAAAAGUUGUAACAUCACUGGACCUGGGGUUGAAAUUCAAAACAUUAAUGUUACAAACAAUAGGAACCUGUCUGCGAAAAUCGGCAACAGCCCUGCGCAAGUAAACUAUACCAACCUUUUGGGAGCCACCUCAAUGCCAGGUAUAAACAGGACAGAUAACACUACUGUGAAAAGCCAGCCUGAACUAUGUCCGGACAAUGAAACAUCGGCCUCACAGGAUGAAGAAGUUCAGGACGUUGUGAUGGAACCUCCGAUGUACCAGCACAGCAAUGCGUCAGAGGAGCUCAGCUCAGAGAAACGUUCAUCGGCCAUUUCGGAGGAAAGCAUUACCUUUUCCCCUGACUUGACGAACCACUCGUCACCACAGAAUUACACCAACGCAUCUCGGGAGUUAGGGCACAUUGAUGACCCCUACCUGGGCAACAUCUCCCUCACAGUUCUGGGGACCUCCUCUGGAUCAGAGAACAGUGACACAUCAGAGGGCCUCAACUCCGGCGGAGAGAACUCCCCUGACUUGACAAAGUCUGGAAUGGAAAACGGCUCCUCGAUAAUUUCGGGGAGGAACGUUACAGGACAAGUCGAGCAGGAUCUCCACAGCGAUUCAAAGCAGCAGAACAUCUCCGGGAGCAGGGAGGAGGUGGUGAUCUUCCUGAAGAACAACACCAAGGAGGCCAUCCUCACCGUCUCCCUGGAUCACCAGAAGGAGCACUGGGGAUAUGAGGGGGAGCACCAGCUGGUGCCCAUGGAGAUUCCUGGAAACAUGACUAAGUACACCAAGGACGAGCCAAAGGCAGGCGCGGACAACCCAAAUGUCAAACAAGAGGAUGAACACAAGAAGGGCAAAAAAAGAAAAUGGCCCGCAAUGACACACAACCUGAAGACAAGGAAGAAGAAGGUCUACAAGACCCAGCCAAGCCCUGGACUCUCCCCAAGGGGCCGGCGGCCUCCUGCCUUCAGCCCCAGAGGCUCCAAGCCCAUCACCAGCGAGGAGGACCUGUCCACCAAGUCCAUCGUCAUCGGGGUGCCGAGGCGCGAUUUCAACGACUACGAACUGUACGUACCCAAUACGAGUGAGGAUACAAAUCCCGGCACGCCUGAAGACCCCGGGGACGACUAUGAAUAUGUCGAUUACAAGGACCCGUACAGUCAGCCCAGUGACGUGAAAGCUGUGGAAGACGCCAAGUUUGUUUUGAAAAUGGAAGGGGGCAAUGUGAAGACAUACUUCAUUGCUGCGGAAGAAGUGGAAUGGGAUUAUGCUGGAUACGGGCAAAGGAGGCAGGAGAGGAUAAACAUUAACGAUGAGCCGACACAGUUCCGAAAGGUUGUCUUCCGGAGCUACCUGGACAUCUCCUUCAACGUGGCCGAAAACAGAGGAGAGGUGGACGAGCACCUCGGACUGCUGGGACCGGUCAUAAAGGCUGAAGUCGAUCAAACAAUCAUGGUCGUUUUCAGAAACCUAGCCACGAGACCGUAUUCGUUGCACGCCCACGGCGUUUCCUACUCAAAGCAAAUGGAAGGUCUUAAGUACGACGACGACUCUCCUCACUGGUACAAGUCAGAUAACGAGGUUCAGCCCCAGGACACCUACACUUACGUCUGGAAGGUGGAUCCCAAGUUUGGGCCAAAGUCUGACGAUUCGGACUGCAGGACUUGGGCCUAUCAUUCCGGUGUCAAUCCAGAGAAGGACAUCAACUCUGGGCUGAUUGGGCCCCUAUUGGUCUGCCGUCCGGGCACUUUGGAGAAGGACCAGGAAUCAGCCAAAACGCGGGACUUUGUCCUGCUCUUCAUGACGUUUGAUGAAACCAAAAGCUGGUAUUACGAGAGCAAUAUGGAGAUAAUAAGGCGAAAACACAGGAGGGCGGUGGCGGACCCCCAGUUCAUACAGAACAUCCAUUUCCCCGCCAUAAAUGGAAUUAUAUUCAGCCUGAAAGGACUGAGGAUGUACACCAAGCAGCUGGUCAGGUGGCACCUGAUUAACAUGGGGUCUUCAAGGGACUUCCACAGUAUACACUUCCAUGGACAGACCUUCUUGGAGAAGCAAAUGAAGGACUACCGGCAGGGAGUCUUCCCUCUGCUUCCCGGGAGCUUUGCGGAUUUAGAGAUGUGGCCCUCUAAACCUGGCCUGUGGCAGCUGGAGACGGAGGUGGGGGACCUGCAGCAGAGAGGGAUGCAGACCUUGUUCCUGGUGAUAGACAACUCCUGUGACCAUCCGCUGGGCCUCAUCUCCCAGAGUGUAAAAGACGCCCAGAUCACGGCCUCCCACUAUACAGGAGAGUGGAGACCACAUUUGGCAAGACUUCAAAACUCAGGCAAAUACAAUGCCUGGAGUACCGAUACAGAGAGCGGAAACUGGAUCCAGGUUGACUUCCAGAGGCCGGUGGUGAUCAGCAAGGUGGCAACGCAAGGCGCAAAGCAGCUGUUUACUUCCCACUACGUGCAGAAGUACACAGUCUCCUACAGCACGGACAGGAGGAAGUGGACCGUUUACAAAGGAGUCAGCAACAGAAAGACCUUUACGGGAAAUCAAAAUUACCACGAGGUCAAAGAGAACGUCUUUUUCCCUCCUUUGAUUGGUCGCUUCGUCCGUCUCAUUCCGACUGAAUCCUAUAACAGGCCAACAGUGCGCCUGGAGUACUACGGAUGUGAACUGGACGGCUGCUCGGUCCCCUUAGGAAUGGAGAACGGGCGGAUCAGCGACGCUCAGAUCACAGCGAGCUCUGUGGCUACCAGCUGGCUGUCUGGCGCCUGGCAACCAUGGCUGGCACGGCUAAAUAAACUCGGGAACGUCAAUGCCUGGCAAGCCAAGACCAAUGACAUGCAGCAAUGGCUACAGGUAGAACUGAAGGAGGUCAAGAAAAUAACUGGCAUAGUUACCCAGGGCGCCAAAUCUCUUAUGACAGAAAUGUAUGUGACAGAGUAUACCAUAGAGUACAGCAAAGACGGAAGGACCUGGAUAAAAUACAAAGAGGAUGAGGAUGACUACGAUGAGAAGAUAUUUCCUGGAAACGAGGACAACAAUGGCCACGUGAAAAACUACAUCUACCCUCCGAUCUUUUCCCGGUUCAUAAAAAUUAUCCCUCGACGGUGGCAGAAGACGAUCACUAUGAGAAUUGAGUUGCUUGGGUGUGAUUUUGAAUAAGGAUUUGUCAGAGCAGUACAAUUCCUCGCAUGCCUAUAUAGACUCAUUUUCCCAGUGUUAGUUUUUGUGUACAAGAAUCCCCCUACCCCCACACUUUUUUUGUUCUUUUUUUUAAUACAAAUUUACCUGUGAGUAUAAAUUGACAAGACUGUAAAUAUGUAAGUACUUUGAUGCAAUCUUAGUAAAUAAACUCUAUUCUUGCAUAACCCCACAUUUUCAGUCCCACACAAUUGCUGCCUCUGAUGUUUUGCCACGGUUGUAUAGUUUUAACGGAAAAUGAACCCUUUUCCAGCCAUAUUGCUUCUAUUACAUGCAGAAAUGAGGCUCAAACUAAAAUUAAAAAGUAAUCUCUUUAUUUAUUUAAUCUCAUGUCCAUUGCACUGGAUGUCAAGUGUGAACUGGUUGUGAAAAUCGGUAAAAAAAAAUAAAAAGUAUUCUGACUAUCA